Molecule: messenger RNA, 1688 nt
Organism: Stegodyphus dumicola
Lineage: Eukaryota; Metazoa; Arthropoda; Arachnida; Araneae; Eresidae
Biological process (GO): regulation of synaptic plasticity; maintenance of presynaptic active zone structure; neuromuscular synaptic transmission
Cellular component (GO): cytoskeleton of presynaptic active zone
Molecular function (GO): structural constituent of presynaptic active zone
Source: RefSeq, a predicted model, not a curated record
GUAGGGUGUCUGAUGCAAAUUAGAACUGCCGCUAGGCGAACUUUAAAUGAAAAUGUUAUUCAAGUUUAAUUAAGAGAUUGAUCUAAUAUCCGAUGAACGGAAUGUUGAUCAUAGGACUGCUUAGCUUUAUUUCCGGAGACGGAAAAAUUAACCGGCAUUCUCCCAACCGCAGAAGAGCAGUGGUAGCGGGCGGGAAGAGCUAUUGAUCGUCAGAGACUGAGAACGAGAGGGAGAAGAUCGGGUGCUGCCUGUCGUGGAACCAUGGCAUCGUGGUUGUGAAACCUUUCUCGCAGUUGGACCCAGUCGCUGUUGUGAUCAGCCAGCGUGUGAUUCUGUUCACAACAUGCUCACUCGGCAUUAAAUAUCCGUAGGACGGAUGUAUCCAUCUAGAGUAUCGUCAUCUCAUAGUUUAGUAGUAGAUGCAGACGCGAAUAGAUGCAGCACCAGCCAUGUCUCGCGAAGUGUACGGGAGCAGCAGCAUUAACCAAAAAUCGCCCAAGCCAGUCCGCCGCGAUCCAGUCGCCUCAGCAGCAUCCUCCACUUACUAUAAACCAUCUUCCAUCUCUCAGCCAGUGUCCAGCCGAGGCAGCCCCAUCGGCUCACGCACUGCGUCUACCGAAAAUCCGGCAGCAAACCGGAGAAGCAGUCGCCACGGUUACGGAGUAAGUCGGUCUAGCAACGCUAGCCCCGUAACGUUGCCUACAGACGGCCCCGUGCCGCAUUCCAUCAGCACCAGCGCCUUUAACGUAGGUCAAGGCUCCGCAGGAGGCCACUACUACAACGAGGACUUGGGCAGCCCGACCAUGGACGGGCGAGGAACCGGAGGUCCGACACCCGGCCACCAUCGCAGUCGUUCGGCUACCCGGGUGCCUCUGAGAAAUUACCACUCCCUGGAGCGGGACCAGGACCGAGAAUUUGUGCCCAUCCGCGAUCCCAGAGACCGAUCCCUCGAUCGUACUGACAUGACCGGAUCAGGAAGUCGACAUCCAAGAAGUCGGGAAAGAUCUCUGGAUCGGUCAGGAUACCGUGAUCGCGAUGAUUACGCCUACCGGGAUCUUGACGGACCUAUGGACACUGAUCCCUACCGGGACACUGGGCACUCGAUGUCUCGUUCUGGACACGGAUCUUACGGUGACACCAGACACAGUUAUGGCAGAUCUGGAGGUGACGGUUUUGUGAUGGAAUUACAGUCCAGGCUAAACGACCUGCAAAAUCAGUACAGUAACCUCAAAAGGGAACUGGACGCUACGACCCAAAAACUGGGAUCUAGUAUGCACAGUAUUAAAACAUUUUGGAGCCCCGAGCUGAAGAAAGAACGUGCUCUCAGGAAAGAGGAAGCUGCAAAAUAUGCUCUCAUCAAUGACCAGCUAAAAAUACUUCGCUCUGAGAACCAGAGUCAGUGUAGCGAUCUCAAAAAACAACUGGAUGCUACAACAGAAAAGAUGACAUCUUUCAUGCAGACGAUUAAAACCUUUUGGAGCCCUGAACUAAAGAAAGAACGGGCUCUGAGGAGAGAAGAAUCUACAAAAUGUGUUUUCCUCAGUGAUCAGCUGAAAGUAUUUCGCUGUGAGAAUCAGCUCGGAAAUAAGGGUUUAACUAAUCGUGAUAUAGGAAUACAAUUGAACAUAAGUAUAUUUACUGUUAGAAGUGUUGUAAAAAAGUUCAAAGACAGGAUCGACGGGAAAUAA